UGUGAUGGGGAAGAGGGGGUUCCUCAUCCUUCUGCUUGCAGGGUUUUGUGUGCCUGCGUACAACCAGAUCAGAAAACACGUGUUUGUGGAAACUGUGAAGAGCUGGUCUGGAGCUCAGAGCUACUGUAGAGAGAAGCACACAGACCUGGCCACUGUGCGCAGCCAGGAAGAAGCAGAGCAGCUCUUAAAUAUUGCAGGAGCUUCUCUCGGGGAUUACUGGAUAGGGCUGUAUCGUGAUGACACACAGAACUGGCAGUGGUCUAAUAGCGAUGAUGUCAUCUACUUCAACUGGAGGGCAGACGUCUUCUGUGCUUCAGUCAAUUCAGACGGAAAGUGGAUUGAUUUACCCUGCCACCUUCAGAAAGCCUUCAUGUGCUACAAAGAUCCAGGAAACACUGAGAGAUACACCCUGAUUGAAGAACUGAAAACCUGGACUGAAGCUCAGCAGUACUGUAGAGAACACCACACCGACCUCGUCAGUAUAAAGAACACCAGUGAAAAUGAAGAAAUAGUGAAGAAAGUGCAGGGCAAGCCCUUCUGGAUAGGCCUGUUCAAUGAGCCCUGGAAGUGGUCACACCAGGGGGAUAGCUACACAUUUCACAACUGGAACAAUGGGCAACCAGACAAUAGGGGAGGCGAUCAGAACUGUGUGAUGAUGAGUAAGACUGGUGAAUGGUUUGACUAUGACUGCAACUCUCAGUUAGCCGCCUUCUGCUGUGAGGGCGGCUCCUCUGGUCAGUGUUUCUAUGAAGGAACUGGGAAGACAUGGCAGGAAGCUCAGAGCUACUGCAGAAACCAAGGCAGAGACCUGCCCAGCAUUCAAGACCAGGCCAUGGUUAAUAAGCUUAUAAGUCUUACAUCUUUACUUACUAACUGGUAUUGGAUUGGGCUGUAUCGUGACAAGGAGAACUGGCAGUGGUCCAGUGGAGGUGAUGUCAUCUGCUCCAACUGGGAACCAUACCUCUUCUGUGCUUCAGUGAAUUCAGAGGGAGAGUGGGAGGAUUCAAUCUGCAGUCAGGGAAACUAUUUCAUGUGCUACAGCGGCAAUCUUAUGACAUACGGGUCUCGCACCAUCACCGUGUACAAUAAGACUAUCACUGAGAGAUACACCCUGAUUGAACAACUGAAAACCUGGACUGAAGCUCAGCAGUACUGUAGAGGACACCACACCGACCUCGUCAGUAUAAAAAACGCCAGUGAAAAUGAAGACCUAGUGAAGAAAGCGCAGGGCAAGCCCUUCUGGAUAGGCCUGUUCAAUGAGCCCUGGAAGUGGUCACACCAGGGGGAUAACUACACAUUUCACAACUGGAGCAAAGGGGAACCAAACAAUGGGGGAGGGGAUGAGAACUGUGUGUUGAUGAGUAAGACUGGUGAAUGGUUUGACUAUGGCUGCAUCUCUCAGAAGUCCUUCUUCUGCUGUGAGGGUGAGGACCCUGUUCAGACUGUGUUCUCAUUUACUUCAGUGUGUACCUUCAGGUUCAAAGAGGGAAGCAUGAUUAGAUCUUCAAUAAGUCCUGGUGGUGACAAAUCUAGCAGUUUCCACUUUGAGAAUCAAUCACAGGCUCCCUGCUCAGGCUGGUGGGAUGGUCAAUAUCCUUCCAGAGGUAAUGGGGUGAUGUGGAUUGCAGCUAUCAGUACCCCUUGUUCUGCUGUGGUAUCAGCACCCCACCUGAGCCCUGCACUUAACUCACAUUCUGUGCUGCACGUUACAGACGACGUGGAUCUUAUUGUUUUACGCAGUCCACUCCCUGAGGAGCUCCACCUGAUCUCUCACAGUAUGGUCUGGCCGGAGGCUUGGCAGUACUGCAGGGAUCGCUACACUGACCUAGUGAGCCUCACAAGCCUGGCUGCACAGAACAGAGUGUCGGAGCUCGUCAGGAACAGCACUGCGUCGCGAUUCUGGAUCGGACUGCACAGAACCGUUGUGUAUGAUAAGUGGUACUGGGUUGCUGGUAAGGAUAAGAAGGCCCAUCUAAACUACACUAACUGGGCCCCCGGGGAGCCUAACAAUCCUUACUAUGAGCACUGUGGGGAGAUGGUGCUGCGGGAGGAUGGGGGGGCUGAGUGGAAUGAUCUGUGCUGCUAUGAACAGCUCCCCUUUAUCUGUUUCAAAGAUUAAAAACAUCCUGAAAAGCUUUUACAGCAGUGGCUCUCAAACUAUCUCCAGCUGGGACCCCUUUUAAAGGCACUUUAGUCUGAAAAAAAACAUUUACUAAGAAAAUGAAAUAUCUCAAUCUAAAUUGUGUGAACAUAGAAUGUGUGAAUAAUAAAGCAGAAAGAAAUCUCGUAUCUGACAGAGUUUGCAAUGCCAUGUCUGCUCUAUAAAGAGCUGCUGCAAUGCACUGCAGUCAUCGCGGAUGGAAGGUCUGCUUGAGAUGUGGUCAUUAAAAACCUUUCUGUGACCCCCAGGGGGUCCCAACCCCCAGUCUGAGAACCACUGUCUCCACAGAACCCAGAGCUUUACUAUAGGAGUAGUGCAGCAAAAUACUACACAUUCCUAUCAAAGAGAAUCCUCUGUAGCAAUCUUUAAUGAUCUACAUCACUGUGAUAUUCCAUUCCGUACUUGUUUAAUAUCCUAUUGUGUGUGUGUUCUGUGCAAGGCUCGAAAUUAACACACAUUUAGUAGCAUUUUGCUACCAAAACUCUUAAUUUGCUACUAGUUUUUUUAUGCAUUAGCAUUUUUCUGAUCCCUUACGCUGCAGUUUAUAUGACCGACCCUGAGUGAACAGCAACACAAUUACCACUAAUAGUUUUUUAAACACGUACAUUACUAGCAUCUUUCAUAAAGCA
Messenger RNA from Acipenser ruthenus (sterlet), 2790 nucleotides. Its product is annotated as C-type mannose receptor 2-like. Lineage: Eukaryota; Metazoa; Chordata; Actinopteri; Acipenseriformes; Acipenseridae. The record is from RefSeq and is a predicted model, not a curated record. The transcript is spliced from 9 exons. Bases 5 to 2119 code for a protein of 704 amino acids.